AUGUACAAUGCAUCAUUGAAUAGACCCAUAAAUCAUGCAACCCAAGCCUACCUGAUCCAUUUGGAAAUUAGGUUUUGGGCAGUAGUUGUUGUUGGUUCCAAAGGUUCUGGUGUGAUAAUGUCGAGCGGCACAUACCUUCCCGAAGAGAUCCUGGUCGACAUACUCUCUCGACUGCCGGUGAAGUCUCUCUGCCGAUUCAAGUGCGUAUCGAUCCCAUGGCAUAGUUUAAUCACAGACCCUCGUUUUGUCAAAACACACCUCAAUCGAAACAACAGAUGUGAGAAGAUCAUCGUCAACAGUGACUCUCUUUACUCCGUCGACUGCACUGAAGCAUCCAAUAACCAUGACGUCACUGCAACCAAGCUCGACAUGCCAUCGAAUAUUCAUUGUACGUACAUCCUGGGUUCUUGCAACGGCUUGAUUUUAGUUGCCGAUAAGGAUCAACUACCCAAGUUUCUAUUGAACCCAUCCACUAGAGAAUUCAAGGAAUUACCCAAAUUUUCUAUUGAACCCAUCCACUAUAGAUUCAGAAUGUAUGGUUUUGGGUACGAUUCAUCUACAGAUGAAUACAAGGUGGUGCUUGUUUGGUUUUCCUGGUGUUGUUCGUAUACACAUAUAAGUUUCUAUACAUGGAGAACGGAUUCCUGGGCCUUCAGGUAUGUUCAUGAUUUCCCCUAUGAACCUAGAGUGUUAUUCUCGGUUGGUGUUCAUGUAAAUGGUUCGUUACAUUGGUUAGCUGAUAAAUGUUCGAAAGAUUCUCCAUCUGUCAAAUUGUAUGUUAUUUGUGCAUUCGAUUUAACAAGGGAGGAAUUCCGGGAUCUAGUGGUACCAUGUCCUUCUCACGAGCCAAGUGGUUUGGGGGUUCUUGGAGGGUGUCUUGCUAUGCUUGUAUGUGACGUUGGCCAUACUAACGUUUGGGUGAUGAAGGAGUAUGGGGUGACUGAUACUUGGACCAAAUUUUUAACAAUCAAUUUGCGGUCAUAUUGUCGAAAAAACGAUUUCAUUUCUAUGGUGGAUGGUGUAGUUCUGCUGGAUACAAAUGGCAUGGAAUUGGUUGCAUACAAUUCUGAGGAAGGGGAAUCAAGGUAUGUAAGUGUGCAUGGCAUUCCGCUGAUUAAGCAUAGAGCAAAGAAGACCUAUGUGGAGAGCCUUAUCUCGCCCCAUUACGAACGUUAUAAAGGCAUUGAAAACUCAAGAAAGAGGUAA
Cornus florida is the source of this 1206-nucleotide messenger RNA. RefSeq names its product F-box/kelch-repeat protein At3g06240-like. The record is from RefSeq and is a predicted model, not a curated record. Bases 1 to 1206 code for a protein of 401 amino acids. The transcript has 2 exons. NCBI's taxonomy places the organism in Eukaryota, Viridiplantae, Streptophyta, Magnoliopsida, Cornales, Cornaceae. Gene Ontology annotation, molecular function: protein binding.